CAGCUUUGGUUAAUAAACUUCAGAGUAGAUUCCAUAAGGUUCAUAUUCUAAUUCCUCUGCCUUGUGUGCAGGAAACAUGUACUCCCUGCUAUCUGUAAAACCCCCUUCCUCCCUUCUGGUGCCUCUUCAUGUUCCCCAAAGGCUAUUGCUUGGUCCAGGUCCCACAGAUGUACCCCCACGAAUCCGGAUUGCUGGGGCUCAACCAAUGCUUAGUCCACUGAACCCAGACAUGAUACAGGUAAGGAUUUACUUAGUAAGAGAUUCCCAAAAAUAAACAAAACAAAGUACAAGAUACAGGACUGGUGUCCUAGGUGAGAUCGUAUGAGAUACAGAUCUGUGACUAUGCUCGGAUGGUAUCUGCUAUCCUGAUAUAUUCUAAAUUGUUUCAUAGAUACACUAUUUAAUUAAAUGGUUAGUGCAUUGGGAAUAAAUGUGAAUCCAGUAGUCUGUAAGAGGUAGCCAGCACUUUCUCUCACUCAAUUUCUUCCAUCCAUAUUUACUUCUGCAUCAUUGUUAUAGUGCUUUGUACACACAGGUACACUUUCUUUUAUGUAAAAAAAAUAUAAUUGAUCUACACAAGGCACUUUUCUUUCUUGCUUUAUAUAGAAGCACUCUGGGUUUUUUCUCUACUUUGUAUAACACCAGAUUGAUGCAGAGAACAGAAAGAAUCUCCAGACACUCACAGAAUUCAAGCCACGGGCAGGUUUAUUGGAUCAAAAAGGCAAAGCAACGUUUCGACCUGCUGAGAGAUCUUUAUCAACCAGAUUAAUGCACGGCAUUAAUCCUAUUCGAGCCCACGGCUUGCAUGCUAUAUUACUGUUAUUGGCUUUCCUGGUAUUUUAACCCAGGCUAGUUUUGACUAUUUUACAAUUCAAUAUCCAUAACCUGGCUAGCUUUGACUACUCUGUUUUCUGUUAUCCUGACCUGGCAAGUCAUUCUGGACUGAGUUUAUAUUAGCUUUUAGUUGCUAAAAAAAAAAUUAUUCCAUCAUGGAUUAAACCUGACUAUUCUAAAGUUUGGUAAAACACCUAACGAUCAUCAUACUUUUAUCCUUUGGCAGAAUACUAACCUAUACUUUGCUGAGGAUCAAAUGUAACCAUGGCAGAAGAGUGGUGAUGAGCUUUGGCACAGACCAUCCUCUUCAAAAAUAUUAAGAUCACAAUGUGCUUCAUUUUGCUAAAUAACUAAAUGCCCCAAAGUCAAUUCACCGUGUUCUGUCUUUGCCUACAGAUAAUGGAUGACAUUAAGAAGGGGAUACAGUAUGCAUUCCAGACCCAGAACCCCCUGACCAUAGCGUUGAGUGGCUCUGGUCACUGUGCUAUGGAGGCAGCGCUUUUUAACGUGGUGGAGAAAGGAGACGUGGUGCUUAUUGCAGUAAAAGGAAUUUGGGGAGAGCGAGCAGCUGACAUUGCAGAGAGGAUAGGUAAGAAAAUGAUAUGGAUCGGAUCAGCUUAACUCACAUUUAAAACAUGAUUUUGCAAACUCUGUAACCAGC
Molecule: messenger RNA, 1495 nt
Organism: Pelobates cultripes (western spadefoot toad)
Lineage: Eukaryota; Metazoa; Chordata; Amphibia; Anura; Pelobatidae
Source: the annotation of a GenBank genome assembly